This is a messenger RNA of Styela clava, 3821 nucleotides long. RefSeq lists its product as uncharacterized. Gene Ontology annotation, biological process: G protein-coupled receptor signaling pathway. Gene Ontology annotation, cellular component: plasma membrane. Gene Ontology annotation, molecular function: G protein-coupled receptor activity. NCBI's taxonomy places the organism in Eukaryota, Metazoa, Chordata, Ascidiacea, Stolidobranchia, Styelidae. The record is from RefSeq and is a predicted model, not a curated record.
GAAAUUUCCACGUGAACGGUCGACGCAAAGAAAUAUUUCAAAUUUGAAGCAUAAAUUCAGCCACAAGUCAGAGACAGCUGUAUCCAUAUGUUGUGCCUUUGUAACAAGUAUAAAUGAUGAAUUAUUCAGCAGUUGGGGUAAUUUCCCAACAACAGGAACAAGUUGUAAGUUAUUGUUAGUCUAGCACUCAUGAAAAGGAUUUUUACCAUCAUUUUUUAACCAAUCCAUAACGAUAUAUUUACAACGAUGAUUAUCUUCUAUGCUAAUUGCGUAAACUAGUUAUUGAAAAAUUGAUGUUCCCAUUUUUAACUGAAUGUAGCUCAUUGCAUAUUGAAUGUCCUGUCCAUAAAUAGUGACUUCAUUCCAUAAACCGAGGUUUUGGACCGCAAAUUCAAUUUCUGGUAUACAACUUCUAUAUUAUCCCCGCGACACGGGGGGAAAUCAUUCACAAUUUCACCUUGAAAAUGAAAUUAAUAUCUGUACCAAACAGCGCUUUUGAUUGUGGUAAAAAUGAUAUAAAAAUUCGUCAGAUUGUUAUUUGAAGCCAACGUCACAUAGGGAACUAUUUUACGCCGAACCUAAUAAACAACAAUAGGUGCAAUUUGAGAAAAUCGUGACUGACGUCUCUUUGAGUGACAUUAGUCAAACGCCCUACUGAAUUAAAGAAUAAUAGAUUCUCAAAAUCAUUAUAAAAUAGGGCAUUUGAUGCCCGACGUAUGGAGGUCGUGUUAAAAGUAAAUACCAUAUAGGCGUAGCUGCACCAAGAAUGUAAAGAUGCUAUGAAUCAGUUGUCUCAUGUACUAAAAUAGGGUAAUCGAACGUUGUAAAAAGCUAUGCAAAUUCUUAGUACUUCAAGAGGUAAAGCAGACAAUAUAAAUGGAAAAGUGUAUAAUUACCGGAAGUCACUCGCAUAAUAAGGUCAUGAAACUAGAAAUUCAGAGGAAAAGCUGGAGGAUACCAGUAUCAUAAAAUACAGAUGCUGCCUAACGAGUAUGUUAUUACCUUCGGUUAGGACAGCUCUAUAGGCAUUUCAUUGCAUAAAAGCGAAACGUGGAAUAUUGCUUUUGCUCCGAUGGAUGGGGUAGAAGAAUUCCAAUACAACAGACAAUAUUGUGUAAAAAUUGGUAUCCUAAAUUAAAUAUGUAUAUAUUUGCAAAUUAAUGCGUUGGUAUUUUUAAACAAGGAUAUAUAGCUGGUUUUUCACUACAUUGUACUUGUUGAAAAGGGUGAUAACAGAUUAUUUAGAUAGCAUGCCCACAUCAUCUGGGAAAUCGUGGUUGUGAUUAUUUCAUUUUAUUAUUUAUAUUCAUGACUCUUCGAAUUCUAUGAUUUUUGAAUUUUAGAAUAAUUAUCGUACACAUACUAACAUACAUUGAAAGGGAUGUCUGGGUUACUGAUCAUAAUUCUACUGGGGUUUUGUACAUGUAUUACUUGCCAAAAAAUGGAACUAGCAGACAGAAACAGGCAAUUCGACAUCAAUAAAAAUGUUGGCAUUGAUCCAAUCAGGAAACGCAAAAUACAAUUUCCUCCAGAGCCAACACUUGGGAAAACUGGAGUACCAGUCACUACAAAACGCUCAAUAUUAUUAACACCGUGGGCAACAACGCUACCAACUGAAUCCAGUACAAAAAGAACUAUUCCCGCCACCACUACAACAAUUUUCGUUGUUCAACCGACACUCGGAGUCCCUGUUACCUCCAGACGACUAGUUAUAUCUUCCACAAUACCACCCACAUUCUCUAAUCCGCCAUCACCAAAAUCGAGUACAUUGUUUAGUCCUCCGUUUGAACCAUCCGUUCUACCCAAUGUUGUGGGACCGGCAAUUGUGGUAACACGACGAAUACAACGAAAUAACCAAGAGGUAACAAGUUCCAUGCCAUUGGAGAUAAGCAACACUCCAGAUUUACCAUUUUUACAAGAAUUUGAAAACCGAACAGCGCUGACUAACGUUGCGCCACCCUCAUUGUAUACGCGGCCGAUACUAGCUACAACUCCAGCAUCUAAUCAAACGAACGGUGGUAACAAUCAGUCUAGGGAUGACCAAACCAUUCUAGUGGAUUCCUUGUGCGGAUACCCAGUUUACUAUAACAGAAGCGCGUGUCACGAGCUAGACUAUUUUACGCAGCCUUUAUCACUAUGUGAAGAACGAGGUGGCAUGAUAGUAUUUGCGUUUUUUGUUAUUGUACUUGGAUUGACUAUUAUUCUUCUUAACUGCCUGCUGCCUGUUGUUGUAUGGCAAAGGUCUGACAUGAGAACUCAGUAUGAUUAUAUAAAAGUUUCUUUAUCAGUUGCUGACAUGUUGAGCGGUUUUCUUCUAUUGACCGCCGUUAUUCCAAACACGGUUUGGAUUAGAAAAUACAGCGAGGAAAGGGUAAUAGAGCUUCUAGAGAAAGACACAAACUCUGUUGUAGCCAUUUUUGUCGGAUCUUUGUUGACCAUGUCGGGACAGGCCUCUCUUCUUCAUCUGAUGUUUUUGUCUAUCGAACGAUUUAUUGCCAUCAAGUGGUCAUUUUGGCAUUUAUUGCGGAAAACUCGAACCAUUAUUAUCACUCUGAGCUCGAUAUGGAUAACAUCAUUUUUAUGCGCUUUUAUUCCAGCCGCUUUUUCUCAAUAUUUUGAAUACAAAUUUCAACCACCCCUAUUAAUACACAUGAUGACGCUGCGAACAAUAACGGGAGAAUCAGGAGAAGUAGAAUACGGAAUUCAUGGUCCAUUAUACACUGUAAUUACAAUGAUUCUGCCUUAUGCAAUAAUGUGUGUGGCGUGCAUCAUGACCGGUAUUGUAUCGUACAAAAAAUUGGCAAGCAGGGCUAAAACAUUCGGGGACGAUGGGGCGUUCCACACUACUUCAAGAUACACCAGCGCAGCCACAGGUGUGACAGCCAGUCCAGUUACCAAACCCAGAUUAAGAACACCAAAUAAGCUACGACCUGAAGUAUCGGUUUUCAUCACCAUUACCAUAAUGAUUUUGGGAUUCACAGUAACAAUACUGCCCUUUGGAAUCGUGCUCAUCCUAUUCGUGGCGGGAACUUUCAACUGCGACAACUACACGACUCCGUAUACUGUUUCGUUCUACGCUGGUCUCGCUAACGGGUUUAUCAACCCAAUAAUAUACAGUUUUCGGGAUGAAAGAUUCAGAAUUGCUGUUAAAAAAAUAUUCUGCGCCAGGUUGAAGAAUAAAAAGCAGACUUCACCAGUGACCACCAAUGCGUCAAACAGCAGUUCUAAAGUGUGAUGCUCUAAAGAUUAUGAUAUUACAUAACACCUUGCAAUAAGAUUAUAAGCUUAUCGUUACAGGUUCAGGCUCAAAAUUGAUCGGCCGUCUAGACCUGACAACGCCAUCGUAUAGAAUACACUGCGUGAUUUACUUUUCCCCAAAGUAGAGUUGAAAAAAUGAUAAAAACUGUAGAAUUCUAACGAUAUUUAUCUGUGGGUUCUAGAAAAAUUCGCGCAGAAAAUUUCUCUGUUGGAAAUUUCGCUACAUGAAAAAUGGCGCAAGAGCAUUUUGCUGUGAAACAAGUAUUUGUGAUUUUUGGUUUUUGAACAACCUUUUUAUUUAAAAAAAAUUCGUUAUUUAUAGGAGCAUAACCUAACCUUAACUGUUUUUAUCACAAAUACUUGAAUACAGUAAAAUGCUCUUGCGGCUAUUUUUCAUGCAGCGAUUUUUCCUAUGCGGCAAAUUUCCCCAUGCGGUGAAAUUUCCUACGGCUAAAUGUCCUGCAUUGAAUUUUUUCGUACAUGUAUCUAUGCAAUGCCUCGCAUGUUAGAAAGGAUGAUUCUAUUCUCACUUCAUUCUUUUUUUAAACUGUGGGUCAACGUUU